CAGAGACUAGACGAGACGAGACGAGCGGAAAUAUAUGAAAGAGCAAAGCAACAAUAGAAUCAGCCAUGGCAUCUUCUCACGGUAACCUGGAGGAAAACCUCAUAUGCUCCAUCUGCAUUGAUAUCUUUAGGGAUCCGGUGGUUCUGCCCUGCAGUCACAGUUUCUGCAGGGAGUGUCUUGAGAGAAACUGGACCUCAAAGCUGGUGAAGGAGUGUCCAAACUGCAGAACUACUAUUAAAGGCACUCUGGUAAAAAACCUGGCUCUUAAGGGUGCAUGUGAUUGUGUCAUAAUGGAGAAGAGACGCAGGACUUCAGCACAAAAUCAAGGAGUGUUCUGUGAUGUCCACGGCUUAAAACAUGAGCUCUUCUGUACGGAUGAUCAGAAGUUGGUGUGUUUAAAAUGUGUGACUGAGGAACAUAAAAAACACAACUUUUGCACGAUUGAGAAAGCAGCUGAUGAACACAAGAAUAAACUUCAGAAGCCUUUGCAGGAACUCGAGAGCAAGCUGCAAUCCUUGAAUUCCAAAAGGUCUACCUUUUCCACUACAGCUACAAAACUCCAGCUGCAGGGCCAGCAGACAGAGGCGCAGAUAAAGGCGGAGUUUGUGAAGAUUUCUGAGUUCCUCAGAGUAGAGGAGAACGCUCGGUUAUCUGCUCUGAGAAGCGAACAGAACACAAAGAGACAGAGGAUCAUGGAGAAGAUUGCUGAAGUUAACAGAUCGGAGACUUCUAUAUCAGAACGGAUCAAAAGCAUUCAGGAUGACAUGGGACGUGACGAGAGUCUUUUCUUACACAAAUUUGGAGAGAUAGAAAAAAGAGUUGAGAUCACAGUGCCAGAUACAAAGCUUGUUUUAGAUUCUGGGAUUGACAUGGCUAAACACAUGGGGAAUCUAAAAUACAUGGUAUGGGAGAAGAUGAAGCCCCUCUGUUCUUACUAUCCGGUAAUUCUCGACCCAUAUACCAAAACCCCUAACCUGGAGGUUUCUUCAGAUUUGACAAGUGUUUCAUGUACAGGCCUGGCUUUGCAAAACUCUCCCAUAAAAAUCAGCUCCUGCUACAUCCUGGGUUCAGGAGGGUUCAGUUCAGGAGUGCACACCUGGCAGGUGGAAGUGGGCGGCUGUGAGAUGUGGGCUCUUGGAGUUGUUACAGAGUCAACUAAAAAAAAAAAAAGUCUUUCUGAUUACUUAGCGAUUAUAUAUUAUAUAAACAGUAAAUGUUCUUGGAAUCCAGUCGCACCUAAGAUUAUGAAAGUGUGUGUUUUUCUGGACAUGACAAAACGCCACGUGAUUUUCAGUGAUCCGGACACUAAUGUCACAAUCAAAACAUGCAUGUACGUAUCUGAUGAGAAAUUAUACCCUGCUUUUUUCCACUCAGCAAAAUCCCAAUGAAGAUCUUACCAUCCAGGUAAAGGUCCAGGUGUGACUUCCACUGUCUUUGCUCUUCUUUCCUUUCUAUAUGUUUGAUGGCAUCACUGGUUUGUUUUUAUUCAGAUUAUUUCUAGGCUUUGGUUGUAGAAAAGGAACAAGUUCUCAGGGCUUUAUUUCAUUUGUAAUCAUUAUUGUAAUAUUUAUUUACUAAUAGUGGUGAAGGUGUGUGAUUAUCCUACAUUUCUCCCCUCAUCAUCUCUACAAGCUUUCUCACACUGUCGUAAUCAUCUCACAGAGCGCUGACCACCCGAGCAGAGUUACUUCCAUUUAAACAGAUCAUUACUUUUAUUUAUUUUUACAUUCAGAAGUGAGAAAUCAGCAAUUUUACUCAGGUAGGAAUGUAAAAGCAGGAGCUUUACUGGAGUUGUGGACAAACCCGUUGGAAAAAGAAAUGCAGAAAAAAAGUGCAAAAUGUUGCCAAAAGUAUUGGGACACCUGCCUUGGUAGCAUGAAAUCUAUCCCUUCUUUUGAACUAGGAGACUUAAACCUGUUCCAGCAUGACACAAAGUUCAAAAAGAUCUGCUUUACAUGGGUGGGAGUGGAAGAUCUGCAGUAGAACUCCAAACCUAUUGGACACUUUUGGGAUAAAUGUGAACACUGACUGCACCCCAGGCCUCCCCACCUCACCUACAUCAGUACCUCACUUUACUAACACCCUUGUAGCUUAAUAAUUCUGCACACAAAUCCACAAAUCUGGUGGAACAUCUUCUCCAGAGGAAUGGAGGUUAUUCUACUGUGACAGCAAAUGUGGAAUGAGAUGUUGAAAAAGGAAGCACAUAGAAACCUUGUGCUCAUGUGUCCAUAAACUUUGGUUAUAAAGUCUAUAAAAAAUUUGAUUAUAUUGAUGUUUUAUUGAAAUAUUGAGGAGCCGCAAUGUGUCUUGGAGAAUGUCUUUCAGAUAGAUGGAACUUUUGGCGUGACUCAUCAGCUGUAUGUUCACUAGGCGUGUAACGUUAUACAAAAUUCACAGUUCAGUUUGUACCUCGGUUCAUAUUCAGUUGGGGAAAGAACAUAAAAUUUGCUUAUCGUUUGUAAUUAAUGCAGUUUAUUAUUAUUAUUAACAUUUGUGAUCAACAUUUGACAUUUUUAAAACAAUUUUAAAUCAAAUGUCUGCUUGGUUA
Molecule: messenger RNA, 2548 nt
Organism: Silurus meridionalis
Lineage: Eukaryota; Metazoa; Chordata; Actinopteri; Siluriformes; Siluridae
Product: E3 ubiquitin-protein ligase TRIM35-like
Exons: 6
Coding region: 66-1388 (440 amino acids)
Biological process (GO): protein ubiquitination
Molecular function (GO): protein binding; zinc ion binding; ubiquitin-protein transferase activity
Source: RefSeq, a predicted model, not a curated record